CGGCGCGGGGCGGUGUCGCUUUACGGCAGAGCUGUGGGAUAGGCCGCGGGAUCCGCCGGGAUGAAGCAGAAAAGGAAAAAUGGGAAAGGGGAGCUCAGCCAGGCCGAGCUGAUGGUGAUGACCAUUGCUGACAUCAUAAAGCAGCUCCUCGAGGCUCACGAGCAAGGGAAAGAUGUGGAUCUCAACAAGCUGAAGACCAAAACCUCAGCCAAGUACGGGCUGCCAGCGCAGCCCCGGCUCGUCGACAUCAUCGCGGCUGUCCCGCCCCAGUUCCGGAAGGUUCUGCUCCCAAAGCUCAAGGCCAAGCCCAUCAGGACGGCCAGUGGGAUCGCUGUGGUGGCUGUGAUGUGCAAACCCCACCGGUGUCCCCACAUCAACUUCACGGGCAACAUCUGUGUGUACUGCCCAGGGGGCCCUGACUCUGACUUCGAAUAUUCCACCCAGUCCUACACUGGAUAUGAGCCAACAUCCAUGAGGGCCAUCCGGGCUCGGUACGAUCCCUAUCUCCAGACAAGGCACAGAGUGGAGCAGCUGAAGCAGCUGGGCCACAGCGUGGAUAAAGUGGAGUUUAUCGUGAUGGGUGGAACAUUCAUGGCUCUGCCUGAAGAUUACAGAGAUUAUUUCAUCAGGAACCUGCACGAUGCCCUGUCGGGCCACACUUCCAACAACGUGGCAGAGGCCGUCAGGUACUCGGAGAGGAGCCUGACCAAGUGCGUGGGGAUCACCAUCGAGACGAGGCCGGAUUACUGCCUGAAGCAGCACCUCAGCUCCAUGUUAUCCUACGGCUGCACCCGCCUGGAGAUCGGCGUCCAGAGCGUCUACGAGGACGUGGCCAGGGACACCAACAGGGGUCACACCGUGAAGGCCGUGUGCGAGUCCUUCCACCUGGCCAAGGAUGCCGGCUUUAAGGUGGUGGCCCACAUGAUGCCAGACCUGCCGAACAUGGGGCUGGAGAGGGACAUGGACCAGUUUUUUGAAUUUUUCGAGAACCCCGCGUUCCGCCCCGACGGGAUGAAGCUCUACCCCACGCUGGUGAUCCGCGGCACCGGGCUCUACGAGCUCUGGAAAACUGGGAGAUACAAGAGUUACUCCCCCAGCACCCUGGUGGAUCUGGUGGCCAGGAUCCUGGCCCUGGUGCCGCCGUGGACACGCGUGUACCGCGUCCAGAGGGAUAUUCCGAUGCCGCUGGUCAGCUCCGGAGUGGAGCACGGGAAUCUGCGGGAGCUCGCCCUGGCCAGGAUGAAGGAUCUUGGGACACAGUGCCGUGACGUGAGGACGAGGGAGGUCGGAAUUCAGGAAAUCCACCACAGAGUGAGGCCGUACCAGGUGGAGUUAAUCCGGAGGGAUUACGUGGCCAACGGGGGCUGGGAGACCUUCCUGUCCUACGAGGAUCCCGAGCAGGACAUCCUGGUGGGGCUCCUGCGCCUGCGGAAGUGCUCCCCGGAAUCUUUCCGCCCGGAGCUCAAGGGCGGCGUCUCCAUCGUCCGGGAAUUGCACGUCUACGGCAGCGUGGUGCCGGUCAGCAGCCGGGAUCCCUCCAAAUUCCAGCACCAGGGAUUUGGAAUGUUGCUGAUGGAGGAGGCGGAAAGAAUCGCCCGGGAGGAGCACGGGGCACGGAAAAUCGCUGUCAUUUCAGGUGUCGGCACCCGGAAUUACUACCGCAAGAUCGGCUACGAGCUGGAAGGGCCCUACAUGGUUGAAAAGGCUGGAAUGAUGCUCCCGGAGAUCCUCGCCCCACCCGCGGCCGGGAAGAACAGGAAGGAGACGGCGCUUCUCCCAGGAGUGAUGCUUAUCCUGGGAAUGAAGCCCAGGGACUGCCAAGGACUCGCUUCUGCCAUGAGUUGGAUUUGGUGAUCCCGGUGGUCCCUCCCAAUUCCAGGGUUUUAUGAACUAGGGCAUCCAUCUCCUCUGGGGUCAUCCCGUUCCCCCUGGAGAGCUUGGGGAUGCUCCAGGUGUCUCGGCACCCGUGUUAAUCCCGCUGCAUCCUCAGGAUGGGCUCCUAUGGUUGCAGUUGAGGGAUGGAAGUUCAGGAUUUGGGGACCCUUCGGAGCGGCCUGGUGGGAAAACCACAACUUCCAGCUUUUAUUGGCUCUACAUGAGAAUGGGGCGCGGUUUUUUCUGGACGCGAAUAAAUUCUGUGCUUAUUUAUUUA
Messenger RNA from Corvus hawaiiensis (hawaiian crow), 2152 nucleotides. RefSeq names its product elongator acetyltransferase complex subunit 3 (gene ELP3). Gene Ontology annotation, biological process: tRNA wobble base 5-methoxycarbonylmethyl-2-thiouridinylation. NCBI's taxonomy places the organism in Eukaryota, Metazoa, Chordata, Aves, Passeriformes, Corvidae. The transcript is spliced from 15 exons. Gene Ontology annotation, molecular function: acyltransferase activity, transferring groups other than amino-acyl groups; iron-sulfur cluster binding. The coding region runs from base 61 to 1854 and encodes 597 amino acids. The record is from RefSeq and is a predicted model, not a curated record. Gene Ontology annotation, cellular component: cytoplasm; nucleus; elongator holoenzyme complex.